Paramecium sonneborni is the source of this 2688-nucleotide messenger RNA. Lineage: Eukaryota; Ciliophora; Oligohymenophorea; Peniculida; Parameciidae. The record is from the annotation of a GenBank genome assembly.
AUGAUUUAAGAAGCAAAAACAAUCUCAUCUUCUUCAUCUUAAGAAACAAAAGGUUAUUUUGAGAUGAUAGAAAACUAAACAAGAAUUUUUUCUUUUGAACAAAGAUUGAUUUUAAAAUUGAUUUCUGAAAAUUCAAAUAUUUUUAUAAUGGCUGAAGAAGUUCCUUACAAUAUAUCAUAAAUUAUGAACAAGAGCUAUUUAAUAGAUAAUCAUCCAAUUAUUGGAUCUGGAAGUUUUGGAAUUGUAUGUAUGUGUAAACAUCUAAUUUCACAAUUAUAUUGCGCAGUAAAAGUUCAUUAAAGAUGUUAAUCUGAAGACAUUCUAUAAUAAGUGAAUGAAUAUAAAAUUUAGUGUAUAUUAAACAAGAAAUUUCCUUAAAGCUUUUUAUUAUUAAUAGAUCGAGUUUACAUAAUUUAAGAAUCCCUUAAUUAUUUUACUACAUUUGCUGGUAUGGAAAUGGGAAUUACAACUUUAUCUGAAUAUGUGGCUAAAGUUAAUAUUGAAUAUUAGGAAUUUUUAAGUAUAUAUCAUUCAAUCUUACAAUAAAUAUUGGAAAUGCAUUCUCUAAGAAUUGCUCACAGAGAUAUUAAACCAGCAAAUAUAAUUUAUACAUUAAAAGGUUGGAUACUUAGUGAUUUUGGUUGUUCUUUAUAGUAUAAAUAUUAAAAAGGAAAGUAUUUAAUUUCAGGAACUAAAUAAUAUUUGCCUAAAAAUUUAAGAGAAUUAUUAAAAACUAAUUUUUCAUAAAUAUAAUGUGAUUAGAAUCUUUUUAAUAAUGAUAUAUACUCAUUCUUGAUCACUAUGUUAUAGAUUUAUAAGAAAAGUCACUCAAUUUUACAGUUAUAAAAGAUGUUAGAUGAUGAUUGCCUUUUAAAAGACUUACCUAUAGAAUUUUAAAUUUAUGGUAAAAGUUACAAUUAUAUUAAAUUAAAUGUGCUAGUCGGAUUAAAUAAAAUCCCUAUAUUACCAAGUUAUUUAUAAGAAAAAUAAGCAUAAAUGUAUUCAAUCUUCGAAGAUAAAUUUUAGAACGAAGACUACUUAAUGGAAUUAAUGAUCAAAUAAAAAAAAAUACUGAAGUUUUCUGAAGAAACUAUUUGGAACACAUAUGGUUUAAAUAAAUAUUCAGAUUUUAAUAAUUAUGUUCUAUAGAGUAUCUAUAAUACCUCAAAUGUCGAUCAUAUUAUAUAAAAAUAUAAUGUAUUGCUACUUAAUGAAUUUCAAUUAUUAGAUGAUAAAUCUCUAUUAGAAAUUAACUCAUCAACAAAAGCAUGGUAAUAUAAUCUUAUUUAGAAUUAUUAUUUUCGACUAGGAAAUUUUGAAAAAUAAUAUUAAGCUUGCCUAGAAAUGCAAAAGUAUUCCGACGAUGCUUAAAUAUAAUACAAACUAUUUGAAAUUGAAUGUUUAAUAGAAUAAGAUUAAUAACAAAAGGCUCUUUUAAUUUUAGAAGAGUUAGAUAAUUAGUAAUAUUUACUUGAUGAUGUAUCAUAUGUAAAAUUAGAAUUAUUAAGAACUUAUUUAGAAAAAAAUUGUCUUGAAACAGUAAACGAACUUUCAAAACACUUAAUGAAAGUUUAAACAUUUUUUUAAAGCAGUAUUCUUAUUUAAAGACUUUCCUUUAAUUUUUCUUGGAUUAUUUUAUAAUACAAUACUCUUGAUAAUAUGAUAACAAUGGAUAAUUUAAGUAUUCCUUACUAAUUUUUCCUUGAAUAAAAUUUUAAAAUAUUUGGAAUAUAGGCAAACACUCCUAAAGAAAUAAUAAAACAAUUAGAAUAAAGAGGAGCAGAUAAGUAUGGGAUUAAGAUAAUACUUUUUAUUUUAGCUUCUAGUACUAAUUUUGGUUUUCAAUAAAAUGAUAAAAUUAUUAUAGAUGAUCUUUUUGAAAUAAUUAUUGAAUAUUAUGAAAAAUUUCAAUUUUAGGAUGUUUGGGAAAUUUAUUAUUAUUAUUCAAUUUAUAGUUCAAAGAAAAACUAAUACAAUAAGGCUUUAUCGUUAGUUAUUAAAGCUAUGAAAAUAGUAGAUUAUAGCAAUAAUCUAUAUGUUUUAUAAAUAUUGUUUUAAUAAAUUCAUUGUCUGAUUUGUCUUGGCUAAUCUUAAGAAUAUUAAUAAAAUUUACUACAAAUAUUAAUUAUAAUUAAAUAAAUAAAAUGUAAAUAAUCUCGAUUAAAUUUAAUAAAAAGGAUUGUGAGAGUAAAUUAUUUGGCUUUUACAAAGAAUAAAUUUACAAGCCAAAUUUUUAAUAUGAUGAAGGAAUGCUUAAAUUAGGAAUCAUUUACAGAAAUUUUGCACAUUUUAUAUAAAUUAGAAUGGGAAACAGUUUUAAUGAGUCAACAGCCAUUAAAACUUUUAAAAUUAUUUAAUAAUAAAAUGUUAUCAAUUUGUGAAUAUACAGAUAAUAAUGAUUAAGAUAUUUUAAAGUGUAUUUAAAAUAUUGUAGUAAUUUCAAGAUAAAAAGUCAAUGUUGAUUAAAAAAAGGAGAAUGUAGAUAUUGCAGUCAAUUUUUCAGCCAGACUAAUACAAAAUAUUCUAAUUUUUGAAGACUUGUUUAAAUUUAAUUAAACUGAAACAUUAAAUAUUUAAAAUGAAUCAUUGAAAUAUUUAUAUUUAAACAAUUAUUUUGAAAAUAAGGAUAAAUCCAAAGAAGCAUAUAAUAUAAUUUAAGAAUAUGAUUAUUAUAAUAAUUAUAAAUGA